Molecule: messenger RNA, 10848 nt
Organism: Plasmodium fragile
Lineage: Eukaryota; Apicomplexa; Aconoidasida; Haemosporida; Plasmodiidae
Exons: 1
Coding region: 1-10848 (3615 amino acids)
Biological process (GO): regulation of DNA-templated transcription
Molecular function (GO): DNA-binding transcription factor activity
Source: RefSeq, a predicted model, not a curated record
AUGGAGGAAAGGUUAAACGAAGCGGAGGAAAUAUUUAAACACAGUGAGGAAGAGGUGCAUCCAAGUGUGAGCACAAAAGGACAACACAUUUAUGAACCCAUAAGCAUUGACAAAAAAGCCGUAAAUUUUAACAACCACAUGGCGCAUGCAAAUGAUCCCUUUUUAUUAAACACAAGUGAUAAAGGAUGUAGCCGAGAGUACCAUUUGCAGAAUGCUCCUUAUGUCAACUUAGUAAGUGCGUAUGUCCUCCCCACGGGGCUCAGCAUAAGCCACCCCAGUGGCGAUAGGCAAAGCGAAAUACGCCCAAGUAACAGGGAGUGUUGCAUGGAGAGCCCCGUGACUAAUACUCCCAUGAGUAGUACCACUAUAAAUAACAGCCCUAUGAGUAGUACCACCAUGAGUAGUACCACUAUGAAUAGAAGCCCCAUGAGUAGUACCCCCAUGAACACAUCCCAAAUGACAGUGAGAAACCGAGCGGGGUAUAUUCAAAGUGUCCCCAUCAACUACCAACUGGGGUGGACAUACAGUAACGAGUCGGGUGGGAGCAAAACACAGGGUAUCCCUCCAAGUGAAAACAACCCCAAUGAACAUAAUAAUGGCAUUUCCCAUUUGAACAGCAGUACCACUUCUAUGCCGCAUAAUCCUUGUGCGUGUCCUAAUUUACAGUGUGACAAGAAUGGCGAUGGAAACCUCCAUGACCAUCCCAGUGAUGUACUCUUUAAUAAACACCCAACUAGCGGUUUAGUGUACCAUCCGGAUGAUGGGUACCAUAUCGGCAGUAGGACUAACUCAAUCUAUGUGAAUAGAAGUAUGGUGGAAAUCCCAUCGAGUGAAGGCUCCCAUGUAAUUCCCCCAAACGGUUCUACAACUAACACUGGUAGCUACCACGUUAGUGGUGAAGGGACUAAUCAGGUGAAAAACCUGAACCGUGUAACAGCAGUGUUCCCAGAUCAAUGGAGUAAUGAGGAACUUGUCACCAACCACGUGAACACAUCAAACUAUAGGAUUAGGAGAAAGGGGGACAGUCCACAUGAUGGUGAAUCAUACGAAAUGUGUAGCAGUGAGUAUGAACCGACUGGGCAAUCCCAUCUACAACAAAGGCAAUACAGUUUUGCCAGUAGUGAAGGGUGCAUAUACCCUAAAAUAUUUCAACCCCAGACGCAGUUAAACCCAAAUAGAACCCUUCUAGUCAACACCAGUGAUAGUUUCCCUGUUAAAAGUGCCAUUCGGGAAGACGGCAAUUUUAGUGCACAUAUGGACAGCAGUAGGGAUGACCAACCGCUGAACCCUCGGCAGGGGAUAAUCCAAUUAGAGAAACAAAUGGAUAGUACACAUAGCACAAGGAAGAACCCAUUAACCUUGAAUCGAAUUGUACACCCAAAUAACUCCACUUCAGUAAUCUCAGACAAUAUGAUUGGCAGUUCCUAUGUCCCCUUUGUAAAUAAUGAGGUGCAGAAUGGCCAGAAUUGGGGGGAGGAAAAGUUCUUCCCCAUCAAAGGCAACUAUCGCCUGAGCAGUAUAGAAAGUCUAUACCCAUUCGAUGGCAACCAGAUGGGAGAUCCAACCAGCUUUAUGAAAUUGUAUAAUAAUGGUAAUACUUCUUAUGGUGAAGACACUCCUGAGGUGUCAGCAUGGUUAACACGAGGGAGUUAUUCCCCAAAGGAAGCUCUUAACAAUUCCGUGAGAAACACUAAAGAGAGUCACAGCAGUUUAAUAUGUAGUAGUGGGGACGGAGGCACCUCACCUCAUAUGUGUAGUUCUUCCAGUGUGCAUAACUUGACAGGUGCAUAUGACAUGCCGCAGCGAAGCAUGAGUAGUAGUUCACGCCAGCUGAGCUUGUUGGACGCACCAGACGGGGUGAAUAAUGAGGAGGAAGAAACUCUUCAGCGACAUAGUGUGUACGACUUGUAUGUACAGUCACUGUUGAAUGGGGCUAGUGGAGUGAUAAGCCCGAGUGGCGUUAUUAGUUCGAACGGAGCACCUAACCCGAGUGCCCAGUGGGAGGAAAACAACGACCAGUUAAUAUUAUAUAAUUUAAAAAACUUGGGCGCUAAAAUCACGAACAAGGCUCCCCAAAUGACGAAGAAUUAUUUGUCCUACUUAGAUCAUUACAUCUCUUCCCUACGCCUGCUGUACAAUAAACUACACAGCAACAGAAAUUUGAUAUUCAUCCUGGCGAAGGAAGUAUUUGCACCAAAAAAAAAAAGGGAUAAAAAAAAGUACAGUGACGAUAACGGGUCCACAUUUGAGAGUAAGCAUUCGUAUAUACAAGAAUUGUUAGCAGCUCUGCUACCCCAACCACCUGUCUUCCCACCAUUAGAAAUUUGGAUCUACAUGGGAAAAAAAAAUGCCAGCCAACUGCACAAACUGCAUCUAACAAUAUACAUAAUUUACCAAAAAAUUAUUUGCAACAUAUCCAGUAUCCUUUUAAAAAUCAACAACGAUAUGGUGAGUUAUGCAAGUAAGAAUAAAUUUAGCAAACGCAAUGGGACUGACUCGCUUAAUGAUUAUGUGAAUGAGAGUGGGGAGGGGGUGAAGAGAAAUGAAGUCCCCUUUUUGAGUGCUUCAAAGGAAGAAGCUGUAUUGGGGGGACCCCACAGCAGUGAGUACGUGGCGAAGAGGGGAGUCCGGGACAGGGAAGGGGUAGUCGACGUGGAGGAGGUGGACUAUUUGGUCGACAAAGGUGACUCGGUUGACACGGCCCACGCGAUUCGCGAGACGGACGACGCGAUGUGCGUCCCCGUGGAGCCAAAUCUUGCGACGCGCUACAACAGGAGCCCUUCCCAAACGAAGGAAGACGAACCGAAUUUCCAAAAAGGAGACAUCUCCAGGAAUUGCCUUUUCCGAAUUGACCAAAAGUUAGCCAUUAUGAUGGCUUCAAUUGAUAACAUAAGCAAAAUGAUAAAUUUGGCUUCAAAAGGGGGAGGACGCAGUAACAGCAGUAAGGACCCCUCAGUGGACGACGCCCCCGAUGAGGAAAGCAAAACGACCAACGUGGUCACCACAGAACAAGACAAUGUAGACGAAGACGGGGGUAAUAACAUCAAGCAGGAUGACAAAAGUGGACUUGAAAAAGAAGGCAACAUCGUUAAACAUACUCAACGUGUAAGUAAAGGCAUUUCCCCAAGUGGGUGUUGCCCCCCACACAUUAGCAUUAGCCCUAAGGAUGGUCAAAUAGUUGCGUAUGAUGAAGUAAAAGGUAGUGAUGAUGUACCCCUCAUUCAAAAAAUGGCCAAGUGUAACUUGAAUUAUUGUAACUCCAUACACAAGGACAAUCCUGUAAAGUUACUAAACGAGCUAAAGUACGAACUUAGAAAUGUGUACAACGAAGUACGCUCUUUGAUGAGGCAUGAUAGUUACUACCUCUCAAGUAAAAAUAAGGAAGAGGCAGGUAGCUCCUUAGAAUUGGUGAACCCUAAUGAUGACCAUGGGGACGAUUAUGCUGUUCCGUCAGAUGGCACUGCAGUUUCAAAUAUGAACAUAAAAACGGCAGACGAAACGUGUUUCUUAAACGAUUUUUUAAUUAGCCAAAGUGAAAGUUCCAACCCAUUGGUGAAUGCACACACACAGGAUUAUUACCCUUGCACGAGUAAAAAAAAUGAAAAAAAGAUUAAGCUAGAGAAUCAAAAUGAACUACUUAACAAUCUCAUAAAUAGUAGUAUUUGCUCAAAGGAAGAAUUUAAUAACGACAUUAUUUAUGACCUGAAAUACACAGAUGAUGUUUUUAAGAAACUUUUAUUCUUAUGUAGAAAUUUUUACACAAAUUUAUCAGAGUAUAAAGAUUAUGCUUUGGAAUCAUUUCACGAAAAUGAAGUCGACUUAACUAAUUUGGAUGAUGUGAACAAUUUUAGGUACAUGGACAAUCAGGCAUUCUUUACCAAAAGGCCACUUCUCCCGCGUGGGGAUUUACUACCCCAACAGAAUUUUCCAGCAGGGAGGUACCAACUGGAGGCGAGAAACACCCCCCACAUGUGCAACGAAAAUGGAGACAUGGACAUACACAAUAUUGAGCAAGUGAAUGACCAUCCCUUCAAAGGGGAAAAUCACACGUCCAAUGUGGCGCCAGUCAUAGACAACGCCGAUGGGGAUGACGGCGUUAACUCGGGCGAGGAAACUCUUCUGAGUGAGGACCAAGGGGGAUCAACGAAUUGUGCAAAGUACGUGAGGUAUGCAAAAUUGGGAGGUGCCUCCAUGUAUGAUACAUCUGAGGGUUCCACUCCGAACAAUCAGGAAGGUCUCCCCCUCUUUGGAAGGAAUGCCCCCUGGGUGGAACGACCGAUGGAGAAGAAAGAAGAUAAAGAAGGUACACACCAAGUGGAUUCCUUUUUUGCCAAAUUCGAUGGCCAAGAGGAACUGAUGGAAGCAUAUACAGAGACCCCCCAAAGUGCGAUUUUGCAGAUGGGACAAAUGGACAAGUACACAGCUGGUGCAUGCACGGGUAGAAAGGAAUGUGAGCGUUAUAGCCCUUCUUUCUCAAAGGCCACUAAUGGGGAUUACGAACAAAUGGAACUAGGCUUCAGUAGGGCCGCGGACGGUGGUGCAGAGAGUCGCGCCUUGCAUACCUCGCCAGAUACGCUGUUUAGUACCACACAAAGUGGACUGCACUAUAAUUACCAUAAUCAGCAACCUGAUGCCGACAGCUACGCCCAUAUAAGAAGUUCACUUCUUACGGAUACAUCCCAUGUCAAUUCGGAACACCCAUAUGUGCAGCGUGCACUUGCGUCUGAAGGAAUUAUUGGCAGUAUGGAUGAUCCAUAUGUACAGGUAAAAAAUACGGAAGAUUUAACAAGCAAGGGAACGUAUAUGGACAAUUCCUACAUGCAAAACCAUGUGGGGGAAGCUAAAAAGUAUGCUUAUCUUUUAAACAAUGCACAGAAUGUGUACUACCCAAAUGAGGACAAUUUGUCAAUAGGCUUUGAAAACACGGAAGGGAUAAUCCCUAACGACUGUGCCAAGUAUGAAAUGAGUAUUCCCAACGCAUACUCUAUUCACACGAAUCGUAAUGUGAGAAGUGGUGAUAGCUUUCAAGGGUUUAGUACCCCAAUAACGAGGUGUUUAAGUUCUGAUGGGAGCUGUGUUGGAGGGGAUAUCAUGGGGAAUUGUGUCCAAGUGCCCCAAUCCCCAUACCAUAAAAAUCAACCGUUCGGGAUGUUCAAUUAUGUUGGUGCGAAUGGGUUCGCGGCGACAGAUACAGAUGCACAAAACGAUAAGGGAAUGAAUAGACACGUAGGUUAUUACACGGAUGAGAGUGCAAUGCAGAGUAUGAUUAACUACCAAGGGACACAAAAUAAUUUUCAAAAAUGUAACGGUAAGAAGGACAUGGGAAGUCACCAAUUUGCAACCAAUGGGUCAACAAAUAAUUACAUGAGUGCUGACGAAGCAGGGAUGAUGAACCAGUUUUCCUUUAAUGACGAGGAAGCAAUCAACAUGCACCGCUUGGAUAAUAUGCCUCAAUGUACCUCCAGCUACCAAAUAACACAAGAGAGAAAUACUUUUAAAGAUGUCCACAAGGAAGGGGAAAACUUGGUAGAAAAAAUGUACAACCAUAAUGGGAACUACUUGAAUAAUAUAGAAUUGAGAGCAGACACUACAGAAGAUGUAUCAGAUAAUGAAAUGAAUAAUGGAGGAGGGAACCCUGAACAAGCCAUGGGAGAUGAUGAAAAUACCUUUGAUGAGGGUUCUGCAUACUUGUUAAAAAAUGGCCUUGUGACAAAUGACACGUCUGAGCAUUGGAAACUCAUGUCAAAUAUUGCAAACAACCUAAGUGGAGAGAAGAGCGAAUCUUUGAAUGGAGCAGAAGACAUGAACUCAGGCAACUUAAAGGCAGAAGAAAUGGUGAGGAAUAAUGACCCACCAGAUGCUGAUAUAUUAUCCCCCGAAUCUCCAAAUGAUUACCCAAACAUGAAAAACGAGAGAAGAGAUCACAGUUUAACAAAUGAUGAAAAUAAAAUCAAGUUAAGAAAAAUGCUUGAAAUUACUGAUAAGCUAAUUGGGAAGAAGUACAGAGGGAUAUCUUACGACCCCACCCGAAAUGGCUGGUCGACCUUUGUAUAUAAAAAGGGUGUUAGAACGAAAAAGUUUUUUUCCUCUUAUAAAUACGGAAACUUGUUAGCUAAAAAGAAGUCCAUUGAAUGGAGAUUAAAAAACUUAAGUCCAGAUUCAAAUGCAUAUGUCUUUUCUCUAAAAGCGAAAGAAGAAUUUAAUGCCAUUUUAAAUGAUGGUUAUGCUGAUAUAAAAAAUAUGAACUGUGAUAUGAGGGAUGGGGAAAGCAACGGGGGUAGCUCCAACAAUAGGGACAUACUAUACGUGAAUGCUUUUAUAAACCUUCUUAAUAAUUCACAAGAAGGGCAGAAAGAUGAAUCUGAUGAACCCGAUGAUCCUUUAUGUCAAAUGGACAAGUCGUCCCAUGAGGAAUGUGCAGAGGAGCUUACGAAAAAAGGAACAAAGGAUGGAAGUGGAUCAGCCAGUAGUGAGAUCGCCAAGUCGCUCGAAGAGGCAAAUUACAAAGUUGCACCAGACCUCGGUGGAGAAGUCGGUGGGACAAAUGUUGUAAGUAAUGAUGAUCGCACCGCAAGCAGCGUCGAUCGGGAAACCCCUUGCGCAAGCGAAGACAAGACAGAAGGUGAAAAAACAAAUUACGAGGAGAAUAAUUCAGUGGCACAGAUUGCCAAUCUGACUAACCACUUGUGCGAUCAAGCAGAUGGCUGUCUACACACGGAUGAUGAUUUUCUCGUUUAUAAAAAAUUCUGUUCGAUAUUACUCAAUGAGGGCGAAGCGUUGAGAAGUCAACCAAAUGGAAGGGAAGCAGGAAAUGGGUCAAAUGUGCAAAAUGGGCAAAAUGGGCCAAAUGAAGAAAAGGGAAAAGUAGACAAUUUAAAUGACGCCGCGCAAGAGGAAGCGAAACAAACGCCAGGAGCAAUUCCAGAUCAAACAGCGCAUUUCCAAAUUGUAAAUAACCAAAACGAGGAACCCAUUGUUUUCCCCCAUUCAAAUGAUGUGUCCCCUGCACAUUGUGCCGCACUCGCCAGUGAUGAGGGGUUAGACCCACGCAUACCUAUUAGAGAUAACUGCCCAAUUACGCCACGUGGAAAUAGGAAAAAGAGAAAAAGGCACAUCAUAAAAGGUGAAGGGAAGAAACCGAUAGGGGAAGGGGGAGAGAUUAUCUCUCCAACAGGAGAAGCAAACGUUACUGGAACCGGCGAACAAUUCAGUAGUACGUACGCCGCGCCCAAUGCUUCAGCGGGUGGUUGCAGCGACAGCAGCUACAGUGACCUGUACGGAAGUGACACCCGCAGCUGCGAUGGUCCAAGCGGUAGCCGACGCCAUGACCGUCCUGAUGGUGAUGGGAACGAGGAGAAGUUCAAGCGGUGGAUGGACAAUGGCCUAAUCCAAUCGAUAGAGGGAAGUCACUUCUCCUUUGAGGAAGAAGACAGGUCCUGCAAAAAUGACGCAGUUAGGGACGACAACUCAGAGAGAACCCUUCAGUACGUAAAAGAAUGCAUAUCAAAUAAUGUACAUUUGAAAAGUCUAAAUUGUGGCAUAGGAAGGAACGACCACAACAUGAUCGAUACGCUUUAUAAGAACGUACGGUGCUACCCACAUGGGAAUAGUCUAACCAGUGGGGAGCCCCUUCUAAACGGUGUAUCUGCCCCCAGUGAAGAGAGCGCUAUAAAGACAUUUUAUCCGGUAGAAUGUAGGAGCAUUCCCCAGGAGAGGCUCGUCGAUGGGAUUGUUAAUCGAGCAGAACCACAGCACAUGGGUGGAGAGAAGGACAAUAAUUUGUGCUCGGGGGAUAUAAGCAUAAACCGUUUCGUCGAACUUAGCCACGAGGUGGAGAAGCAGGUUGCAUUUCAGCAUGAGAGAGACCUCUUCCUGGAUAAUAAACGAGCAAAUGACAAAAAUUGUCUCCUUGAGAAAAACACCCUAUUGAGGUACAUGAACGAGUGUGUCUACACAGGGGAAGAAGAAAAGAAUCUUUUUCACCAGUUCUUACAAUUAACCCCCCAAUGGGUUCUCCUGCAACUAGACGAAUUGGAACAAGGGUACCAUGCAUACUUCAGGAAAAAAAUUGAAUCAUUUUAUAAAGCCUACUUAGUUAAGAUAAGAAGACGAAACAGUAGUAACCUUAGGAAGGUAGCAGUGGAAGGGUCUUAUCGUUCAGCCAGUGACAUGCCUCCUAAACGCAACGAUUAUAUGAGAGAACUUCAACUCAUUUUUGAUAAAAAGUUGAGUACCCUAUGGACAUGCAUGAUUUUCCCUGUAGAUUUCCUUUACCUAUUAUACUACAAAGUUUUUAGAAUGUUAAAAAGGAUGAAUAAGGACAAGGUUACAAAUGCCAAGGAAGAGAAAGACAAACAGUUGAAGUGUAUGUUGAAAGGAAUAAAUUUCAUCAAGUAUAAAAAUGCAUGGUCUUUUAGUUAUAUUGAUUUGGAUGAUAAAAGAAAAGAAAAAAUAUUUCCUAUUAAUCACUACGGUUUUGUGGAAGCAAAAACAUUAUCCAUUUUGUACAGAAAAAACUUUGUUCUGCAUUUAUCUAAAAUGUAUACCUUUUUGAAAAAUGUCUUGUUAAGAAAUAAAAAGGAAUCGGGAACAAUCAUAACUAAACUGAUCAACCCCAAGUCCAUAAAUCAUUUUAUAGAAUAUUAUAAAAAAUAUGAGGAGUUCCUCAUUUGCUAUGGCAAAAUUGUAUACUUUUAUGAAAGCAAAAAUGUAUUUCUAACGACGCAGAAGAAAAAGGAUGCUUUGAAUUAUGUGCCUUUUGAAAUAAGACAUAAAAUGUCUGCAGAAAUAGAACCCUUAAAUUUAAUAACUGCAACCAGAAAUUAUUUUUCUAAAAAAUCACAAAUGAUCAACUUCCCCAAGGGCAUAGUGUACCUCUCUGGCUACUUCCUAUGGGUUCUAUUAUUCCUCAAUCAUAAUAAUAAAGAAGUUGUUAUCUCCUUUUCGGCUCGCAAAUACUCCUUCGAAACAGCCAAGGCAAGAUGCUUCGAGUGCUACUACUGCUUACUAUAUAAGUACAAAUUUCGCCCCAUCAACAUAUCAGGCGUUGUAGACCUUAUCCUGGAGACCGACUUAGAGUGUAAAAAUUAUAAUUUGCUGGAUUACCAAGCGGAAGAGAUAAUGCCUCUAGAUUACUUGUUCCAUUUUUUUGCCCCUUCAAAUUAUGUGCUUCAAAAUGGGGUCAUUUAUAAAAGGCUUCUUCUUAAUCAGCACCACCGGGAGGGGUACCAGUGGAGGCAGAAAUACGACUCGCUCUUCCCGAGUGAGUAUGUCUCCUUGGAUACCUUUCAGACGUACGAGAUUGAAGAUGACUACUCUUUGGCCAUGAAUGAGGUGCAUGGGGAUUUGGGGCCCAAUGAAUCGGUUGAUGCUACACUGAAGGGGUGCAUGGACUUAGACGGGGAAGGCUAUUAUACGCACGUGAACCUGCUCAACGAUGCGGAAGUAGAUACCCACGUCAACCUGUUUAAUGACGACGAAUCUAUGGGGCAGAAUCAGUACUUCCCGUUUGAGUUGCCUUCCCUGAGCGAGGACCAAUCCGACUACUACCCAUACGAUAUAAAAGAACAUAACGAGGGUAGCGAAUACCCAGCCCAACAUCAUCGCCGCUCAUCGGACAGCUUGCUGCUUUGUCAAGACAUGGAAGAGGUGAAGAAGGACACCACCCCUUACUUUACGGACGACGAAAAUGGAAAAUUGAUGCGUCUGAAAAGGAGGGAUAACUGCUACCUCGAAGGGAGAAGUUUCAAACGGGGCAAUUACACCAAUUUGAGGGAAUCCUCGGAGGAGGUGGACUCGGUCAACUGGGAUGAGUACUACCUUCACAGUGACAGCGAUGGAAGCUUCGGUAGUAGCGAUGGAUAUGAAGAAGCGGCUGAGGACGAGACGAAAAUUCAUGGCACAUAUGACCCGAGUAAUGAACGUAACGAAGACUUCACAAUGUUGCGAAGCGAGAGAGAAGAAAUGACCAGCUUGGGGAUGCAGGUGACGUGUGGAAAUUCAAACGUAAGGAGUCUGCAUGGGGGGCAGGACAACGGUGAGGAGUACGAAAUGGGGGAAAACCAUCCCACAGUUAAUGCUGCAAAUGGAAGGGGGCAAAAUGGACAAGUCAGUUCGGACACUACAGAGAGGCAUAACGACGAGGAAAAUGAUUAUCAUCAUGUGGAAAAAAAGGAACAGACAAGGGGAGGCGUGAUUGGGCAAGAUUUAUACACAAAGGAGUGCAGCAAUCAUGAGCAAAGUACACAAGGAAGUAAAGCAAAACAUUUUAUAAACAGCGCAGAAUAUUAUAAGGACGUUUGGAAUAAAAACAUUUUUCACUUCCUCGAUAACAACAUACAAGACGAAUAUUUAAAAAGAAAUUAUGAUUCACUGUUUAACAGUCAGGACGAACAAAAUGUGGUGUUUAAAAAAAUGAGUGCAAAGGAAGAACACCUAGGAGUGUUCUUAAUGCUUAAUUGCCAGUGGCUUUCAGACUCUUUUGUACAUAACAUAAAUCAAAUCGAAACAAAGUAUGCUGAUAUUUAUUCCUUUGAAAAUUAUCUGAACACACGUGAAGAGGUUUUAAAUUGGAAGUGUGAAAAAAAUUUUAUUAAAGACUGCGCUGGUAUUGCUAAACAGUGUCCUCGAGUUGUUGGGGUUCACUAUGAUACGCGUGCCCAGGCCUGGGUCGUCAACUGUACUUCUAAUGGGAAGAGACGGAAUAAAAAAUUUUUGGUGAAAACUUUUGGCUUUUUGCAAGCCAGGAAGAUGGCCAUCGCCCACAGGAAAAAGUGGCAGCAGCAGAAGGUCUUCCACAGGAUAAAACAUGUCAAUGGGAAGAGAGCGUCUCACGUGGAGACGCUUUAA